This is a messenger RNA of Trichechus manatus latirostris (Florida manatee), 3002 nucleotides long. Its product is annotated as G-protein coupled receptor 183. Gene Ontology annotation, biological process: G protein-coupled receptor signaling pathway; B cell activation involved in immune response. The transcript is spliced from 2 exons. Bases 332 to 1417 code for a protein of 361 amino acids. NCBI's taxonomy places the organism in Eukaryota, Metazoa, Chordata, Mammalia, Sirenia, Trichechidae. Gene Ontology annotation, cellular component: membrane. The record is from RefSeq and is a predicted model, not a curated record. Gene Ontology annotation, molecular function: G protein-coupled receptor activity; oxysterol binding.
AAACCCUAUGGGGCAGUUCUACUCUGUCAUAUAUGUCACUAUGAGUUGGAAUCGACUCAACAGCAACAGGUUUUGUUUUGGUUUUUGGUACAUAUUUAAGAAGUUGAAGCUGGUCUUCGUUGAGCGUCCACUGGGUUUAGGACACCAAAGGCGGUACAAGGAGGAAUCUGCAGACUGGUAAACACCCUUUCUGUCUUGACAAAUGUCUUUCUUCUCUUGUUUUGUACUGUGAAUGACUCUCUGUGGACUUAUGAGAGAUGGAACCAGGCUAUGUCAUGGUGUCAGCGGCAGGCCACAGAGUUAACCGUCCCUGAGAACCUGUAAGACACCGAUGGAUUUAAACAUGGACGACAACUUCACCACGCCCUCCACGACUCCUCAGGGAGCUGACUGUGACCUUUACGCACACCACAGCACAGCCCAGAUACUAAUGCCACUGCAUUACAGCAUCGUCUUCGGCAUUGGGCUUCUCGGGAACUUACUCGCCUUGGUGGUCAUUUUUCAGAACCGGAAAAAAAUAAACUCUACCACCUUGUAUUCAACCAAUUUGGUGAUUUCUGAUAUACUUUUUACCACAGCUUUGCCUACACGGAUAGUCUACUAUGCGCUUGGCUUUAACUGGAAGAUCGGUGACGCCUUGUGUAGGAUUACUGCUCUUGUGUUUUACAUCAACACAUACGCAGGUGUGAACUUUAUGACCUGCAUGAGCAUUGACCGGUUCUUUGCUGUGGUGCACCCUCUGCGAUAUAACAAGAUGAAAAGGAUUGAAUACGCAAAAGGUGUCUGCAUAUUUGUCUGGAUUCUAGUAUUUGCUCAAACACUCCCACUACUCAUAAUACCUAUGUCAAAGGAUGAGGCUAAAAGGACUACAUGCAUGGAAUACCCAAACUUCGAAGACACAGAGUUUCUUCCCUGGAUUCUGCUUGGUGCAUGUUUAAUAGGAUAUGUGCUUCCGCUCAUAAUCAUUCUCAUCUGCUAUUCCCAAAUCUGUUGCAAACUCUUUAAAACUGCCAAACAAAACCCACUAACUGAGAAAUCUGGUGUAAACAAAAAGGCAUUCAACACAAUCAUUUUUAUAAUCAUUGUGUUUGUUAUCUGUUUUACACCUUACCACAUUGCAAUUGUUCAACACAUGAUUAAGAAGCUUCGUUUUCCUGAUCUCCUUGACUGUAGUCAAAAACAUUCGUUCCAGAUCUCUCUGCACUUUACCGUGAGCCUGAUGAACUUCAAUUGCUGCAUGGACCCCUUCAUUUAUUUCUUUGCAUGUAAAGGGUACAAGAGAAAAGUUAUGAAGAUGUUGAAACGCCAGGUCAGCGUAUCAAUUUCCAGUGCCGUGAGGUCAGCCCCUGAAGAAAACUCACGGGAACUGACAGAAACGCAAACGAUGAUACAUUCCAAGUCUUUAAAUGGGAAGUAAAAAGGAACUAAAUCUGGGAUUUACAGCAAAAUAAACUGUAUGAAGAGUCUGCAAGACUUAUAAAGCAAAAUGAGUAUUCAACUUCCAAUCAGGAUUCCUUUAAAAAAGAAACUUUGAUAGUGCUCUAAUUUCCUGCCCUCCAACUUGAAAGUAAACAGUUACAUGUUUUACAGCUCAAGAGAACAACAUACAGCACAGUUCUCAUUUGUAAAUGAACAGACCAAAAGGGAGGCUAUCUUAAUAACUCUCAGCUGUAAAAAGAAAAGUUUUGUGUCAAUGAAAAUUUAAUUGAUAUCUCCUGCCAAUAAUCUGGCAGAAAAGACUGAUUAGAUUGUAUAUUGCCAAUGUAAAAAUGUUAAUAUUGUAAUAUAUUUCUUAAAACUAUGUUUCUUGCAAUUUAAGGUUGUAUCUCCUCAAUAACACCGGUUUUCUGUUUUGUUUUGAAUCAUAACCUUUGAUCCAAAGUACUCUUUUGGAAUAAAGAGCAGAAAGCUACAAAACUUUGAGUAUGUCUCUAAUGCUCACUGUCCAUCAUCAACAUAAAUUUCAGGGAGAAUAUAAUUAGCAAUAGAUAUGUUUGAAUAGUAACAUUAUAAAAGACAGCGGUAACUAAGGCAAUGAAAGUAUUGAGCUUUCCUCAAACAGUGAGCAUAGUAUUUAAGAGCUUACUGUUGAGAAACAUUAAGAACUUUACACGGAGGUACCCACUGGGAGGUGGAGUCCCUGGGUGGUGCAAACGGGUAACACGCUUGGCUGCUAAACCAAAGGCUGGAGGUUCAAGCGUACCCAGAAGCACCUCAGAGCAAAGGCUUGGUGAUCUACUUUCAGCCACUGGAAACCCUACGGAGUCCAGCUCUAUUCUGACAUAGGUCACUAUGAGUUCCAAUCAACUCAACAGCAACUGAUUUUUUUAACCCUUCGGGAGGAAGGUCGACUUGUCAUGUACUUCUUGGGAAUAAAGAAUUUUCACGUAUGCUUGGUUUUCUUUGUGUCCCUAGGGGAUCAUUUCUUUUUCGGUCACUGGUUGGUAGUAUCCUGUAUCUGUAUUUCAACAGUUGGUUAUCAGAAAAGGGACAAGGGGCGGCAGGGAAUGUAGUUGCUGCUUGCCUAAAUAAGACUCAUUUGAAGAUUGGCAGGGAGUAAAAUGUAAAAUUAUAAACUCAGAGAUCCCAGGAUUCUUUACAACAUUAUACACUUGCUCAAAAGAGUACCUUAGCAUGGGUAGCAAGACCUUUCUAAGUAUAGUCAAUGUGUCUGCCAGCUCAAAUUUGUUUUACCCAGCCCCCAAAUUACCCCAACACAGUAUCUCUAUUGACAAUGAUACCAAUUUUGAUAAUGGAACAUAAAAAAUGAAAUGCUAUAUCGCAAGCCAUACUUUCAAAUGUAGAGCCUCCUCUAAGACUUCACAAUUUGAACUAGACAUAUUAAAGGACAGAGCCAAUUAACCAACAAGCCAAUUUAGAUACAGAAAUGUGUUCAGCUCAGAAGUAAUUUUAUAUUUCAAGAGGAAAGGCAGCUACUCUUUCCAAUCAGUAAAAAAAAGUAUAGUACAAUUUUAAAAGUGGAAGCACCAAGCUUAAAUUAG